This is a messenger RNA of Ectocarpus sp. CCAP 1310/34, 4890 nucleotides long. The record is from the annotation of a GenBank genome assembly. NCBI's taxonomy places the organism in Eukaryota, Phaeophyceae, Ectocarpales, Ectocarpaceae.
AUGUACAACAUGGGAUACAACCAUGGAGAGCCCCGCGCAUGCAAGGACUUGACGCUCGCAGCCGCCGCCGGCAAGACCUCCGACGUGGUAAGGUCCAUUGAGCUAGGAGGGGAUGUGGACACGACCCUCAACACUUUCACCCCGCUCAUGCGCGCGGCGACCUGGGGUCACGUCGACACGCUGGCCACCCUAAUCGCUGAAGGCGCCGACAUGUUCACAACGGAUAGGCAGGGUCGGACAGCUCUGGACUGGAGUCGCAUCGCGCGACGCGACAAGGCGGCUCGAAUUUUGGAGCGGGCGAUGGAGAACGAGAUUCGAUACCGCAGAGAGGCAACCAAGGCAGUCCGAUGCGACAAGGAGCUGUGGGCUGUGAUAGAGGCCAACGCGAGGCACGCCCGCGAGGUGGCUCACGCGGUGAACACUCGAGACCUCAAAGAGGUUAAGCGAAUCGUCGAUCGGGCACAGCUAACCCGGGACAAGUUUGUGUCCGUGUGCGAUCGGCUCGGGUUUCGGAGAAGAGAAGAGGCGAACGAACGAGCGAGAGAGAGUAGUUGUGGUGACAGUGUUGAGGCACCAGCAUCCACCGUAGAAGCAUUGAGUGUUCGUCCGACUCCACCGACAGCUGCGGAAGACCCGAGUGUUGCAGCACUAGCAACGCCUUGGACAGCUGAAGAUGGCACCAAAACGAACGACGGUUCCUUGCUAAGAGGAAUUCCAGUGUUCUUUCUCGAUGCCGAGGGGCGAGGGGGCACCACGGCGCUCGCCCUGGCGACGAUCGAAGACGAUGCCGAGACGGUGCGGCGUCUCAUGAAGGAGGGAGCGGACCCUGGUGUCGAAGCGAGCAGUGGCCACACAGCUCUCAGCUGGGCAGCCGUGUGCGGCUUCGACCUCGUCGCGGCCGAGCUGCUUCUUGGCAGCAACACCAACAAGCGCAGCCUCAGCAGCAGCAGCAGCAUCAGCGGCUCGUCGAGGUCGGGGCCGAUGCAAGACGCGAUCAAAGCAGUAACGAGGAGUACUGUGGUCGAGGGGAAGACAGCGCUGCACAACGCGGCCUUCAAUGGGAACUCCGGGGUUGUCGUGCUCCUGUUAGACCGGCUUCGGGAUCUUCUGCUGAGGGACGGGAUAAAAUGCGGCAACGAGGGCUGCCGACACCGUGACCGGCGCGACCGGAUGCAACGCCACGAGAGGACCGAGUGCCCGCGCCGCCCGGCCGGCUGCCCGACCUGCGGAAAGAAGCUGGCGGCGGGGGACCUGCCGCAGCACAAGGAGAAGGAAUGCGAGAAGAGAAUCGACGCCUGCCCCAACGCCUUCCUCGGGUGCUACGAUGCCAUGCCGCACGAAAGAAUCGCGGCACACAUCAGACACAUGCUGAGCAAACACCCGUGCGUCUUCGGCUGCGGGGAGAAUAUCACAAAGGCCAAGGUGGACGCUCACAUCAAGAAGGACUGCCGCAAGCGCAAGGUCCGCUGUAGACUGGGGUGCGGCUCGAACGUUGACGCCGGGGAGCUGCAACACCACGAGCAGGAGGUUUGCACGCAGCCGUGCCGCUGGGAGGGGUGCGGGGAGCGGCUUGGGCCCUUGGUGCGGCGGGAGUUGCACGAGCAAUCUCUGUGCCCCGAGCGUCCCGCGGAAUGCCCCCACGGCUGCGGCAUUAGGGGCGAUAGCAACGAUGACGGCGACGACGGCGGGACAUGCGAUGCAGCAACGUCCGAGGACGAAGAAAAAGGGACGGAGGAGAAGGAGGAGCAGGAGGGAGGAGAAUCGGUAGAGUUGGUUCCCGGGAUGCUGAAAUCGCAACAAGCGCUGGAGGACCUGGACUUUGUCUGGGCCGACCAGGGGGGCGACGGUGGCAGCGGUGCGAGUGGCGGUUCGACUGCGUGGGCGUGCGGCUGGAUUCCCGCGGCCGACAUGGCCGAUCACCUCUUGCACUCGUGCCCUAGGCGCUCCGCUCCGUGCCGGGAAGGGUGCGGGCAGAGCUUGGUCGUCAUGGAGGCCGAGCGGCACUACCAAGACCAUUGUCCCAAGCGGUUCGUGAUCUGCCCGCUAGGCUGCAGGGCGGAGGUGAGGCAGGAAAAACUCGCGGAGCACAUGGACGAGAACUGCCCGUUUCGUAGCUCACCGUGCGAGGCAUGUGGAAUUUCUCUGCCGCUUGAGAGCCACGCCAAGCACCUCGCUGAAAGCUGCCCCAGGGUGGCGGUCUGCUCGAGGGAGCAGCACGAGGCGGCGGGGUGUUCGGAGAGACUCGUCAAGUGCGAGUGCGGGAUGGAGCACCCCUUCUCCAAGACCGGAGAUCACAGGAUUACGACGUGUCUCGCAGUGGUGUCCUACUGCUCUCUAGGGUGCGGGGUCAAGGUCCGCAAGAUGGACGUGGACCUUCACCAGGAAAAGUACUGCGAGCGCAAGACCCUGCGCACAUUGAGCAAGAUGAUCGACUGCCCCCUUGGUUGCGGGCACCUUAUUCUACGGCAGUGGGAGUUCCAGCACCGCACGUUCGACUGCCCCAAGCGGCCGGCGUUGUGCCCACGGGGGUGCUCCGCGAAAGUCGCGGCCGACGAGGUGGCUGCUCACUCGUUGACCUGCGGCCGGCGACGAAUACGGGGUCACGUGCGGUCCGUUCGAACCCUGGUGAACAUCGGACACGCGGAAGUCAACCACGAAACCCGCGCCGGCAAGACUCCCCUGAUCGAGGCCGCGAGGCACGGCCGGACCGCCGUCGUGCGCCUCCUUAUCGAGCUCCGUGCGGUGAUCUCGUACAAGAACCGGCGCAGGCAGACGGCGACGUGGUGGGCCAACAGACUCGGACACCGCGACUGCGCCUUGCUCAUGACGAGGGAGGUUAAGGCAGAGACCACCCUGCGCCUCAUGUCGAGCCAGAUAGCACGCGGCGACGUGAAGGCCGUUCGAUCGCUCGUGGAAUCGGGCGAGCCGUAUACGGACAACCACCGCGAACACCUCGAAGCCGAGAUCGAACGGGUGGCGACAGAGCUCGAGGCUGCCUCGAAGAAACUCCGUGAACUUUCCACGUUGAAGGAGAAGCUGUCUCCGGAGCUCGAGCGACUCAAGGCAUCCCUCACCAAGGAUCUAGCUCGGCGGUGCAAGAUACAGCGGGAGGCCGCCAAGAGCACUCGAGCUGGCACCCGCGGCAGGAACCUGGAGAAUCAAUUGGCGGUGUCUACAACCAGACCAUCAGGGGUGGCGGCCAUCUCGUCGCAAUCGUUCCAGGCCAUGCAGAGCAGGGCGCUCCGCCUCUUCCAGCGGAGCGUAUCUCGCUUUCAGGUGCUCACCGAGGACGACUUCAAGAGAGUCGCAGACCUUAACCUGUUUCCGGAAGACGUAGGCGUGAGAAAGAUGGCCGUGGACAAAGCAGAGGGAGGUAAGAACGAGGGUGAGGCUCUCAAAAAGGCGGACUCUAAGGCUGAGGUGGACGGAGAAGCAGUUCCCACCGUACAGGAAGGAGACAGAGAAGAACACGCCGGUAUCGCAGAGGAGAAAGAGGCAGGAAGGAACCCUACCCCCAGCCUUUCCGCCGCCACCUCCUCCUCCUCCUCUUCCCGACGCCAGCUUACUCUAGGGCAAAGCCACAGCGGUAAUGACGCGGACGCAGGGGAACUGGGUGUCAAGGAAGUGAAUCCGGCUUCAUCACCGCCUGCUACCACUAUUCCCGCGGCCGCAGCAGUUCUACGUGUGGUAAGAGCCACCGUGCUGGUGCUCGGUGGGUGCGGUCUUGGGGCUCUUCCUUCGGACAAGGAUCUGUGGAAAGCUGUCAAACCAAUGCUCUCUGACGGAAGCUUGCGCCACCGAGUCCGACACUUUGACCGGCGCAGCAUCCCCGUCGGGGUACUGGACGGAGUACGAGCUCUGCUUAACAUCGGCACCGACGGCAGCGCAGAAGGCAACACCCAAGGAGACUCCGAACGGCGUGGCUCGGGUGGUCGUCUACCCGGGCCACUUGAUGACGCGCGUUCGUCCCCACACUCCGACAGGACUGUCACUCUUAGCGCGGACUCGACCUGCGAGCAGAGCGGCGGCGGGAACACCACCGAGAGUGCGUCGGCCAUCGAAGAAAACCACAGCGGCGACGAAGAAACAACCCCUACUGUUGACGGAAACAGAGCCGCACACGAGCUCAGCACACAGCUAUCAAUAUACCACGGCGGAACCGACAACAGCAACGGCAGGGCCGACGCCAACCAUCGUAGAAACACGACUAACUCACAGAUGUAUUCCUCGACCACCGAUGACGGAGGCGGGCGCACCACCAACGACGACGACGACGAUGACGACGAAGACGGCGACGACAGUGACUACAGCGGUGCGGAUGAGGACCCAUGGGGAGACGGGUACGGCGAAUCGAGGUGGGGACAACUGACAGUCAGGGGCACAGAUAUCGGUACCAGCCACACAGGUGGUGAUGCUGGUGCUGAAUUGACCCUUAUCCGGGCUCUCGGGUCAUGGUGCGCUUCGGUGUCGGCAUACGAUAGGCUGGCACACCUGCCGCCUGGAAGCGCCGCGCGACGGGCAGCGGAGACCGAGACGGAAUGGGACGAGCUGGAGAGACGUAUCGCUAGGUUAAAGUUGGACGUGCAGCUGGAAGAAUUUAGCUUCCAAGUGCUUACGGAAGAAAUCGCCAGCGCCACCACAUCCGCGGCGUAUCUGACCCAGAAACUAGCGUGGGUCGAAGACAGACUGGGGGUAGCGCGCCUCUUAUCCCUCUUCUCGCCGGCGGGGCACUCGCUGGUUUCCUGGGCGGCAGCGUGCGGACAGACGGAGAUUGUCGAGAUCCUGAUGAGUCACGGUGCGACGGCGGAGCUCGGCGACGAAACCCGAGCCGUUUCCGCCUCGAUCAUACAGGUGCACCCUUGCACGGGUAGCGAGUAUCUGGUGCGGUGA